Molecule: messenger RNA, 1297 nt
Organism: Bubalus bubalis (water buffalo)
Lineage: Eukaryota; Metazoa; Chordata; Mammalia; Artiodactyla; Bovidae
Product: olfactory receptor 5K1-like
Exons: 1
Coding region: 76-1023 (315 amino acids)
Biological process (GO): G protein-coupled receptor signaling pathway; sensory perception of smell
Cellular component (GO): membrane
Molecular function (GO): olfactory receptor activity; odorant binding; G protein-coupled receptor activity
Source: RefSeq, a predicted model, not a curated record
UUCAAUAUAUUAAAAAAAAAUUUUGAAGGGAAAAUUAUUGACAUUAUAAUUUCAAAUCUUAUCUCCACAAUUCCUAUGUCAACAGAAAAGGUGGAUAUGACUGAGGAUAACCACUCCUUGACAACAGAGUUUAUCCUGAUAGGAUUUACAAAUCAUCCAGAGCUGAAGACCCUUCUGUUUCUGGUGUUCUUUACCAUCUAUCUGAUCACCAUGGUGGGAAAUCUUGGCCUGGUGGCACUGAUAGUCACAGAGCAUCGUCUUCACACACCAAUGUACAUCUUUCUGGGGAAUCUCGCUCUGAUGGAUUCCUGUUGUUCCUGUGCCAUUACCCCAAAGAUGCUAGAGAACCUCUUUUCUAAAGACAGAAUGAUUUCCCUCUAUGAAUGCAUGGCACAAUUUUAUUGUCUCUGCCUUGCUGAAACUACAGAUUGCUUUCUCCUGGCAGCAAUGGCCUAUGAUCGCUAUGUGGCCAUCUGCAAACCACUGCAGUACCACACUAUGAUGUCAAAGAAACUCUGCAUUCAGAUGACCACAGGGGCCUACAUAGCUGGAAACAUUCAUCCCACGAUUCAAGUAGGACUUCUGUUUAGGCUAACUUUCUGUAAGUCUCAUCAAAUCAAUCACUUUUUGUGUGAUGUGCUUCCAUUAUACAGACACUCUUGUGUGGAUCCUUAUAUCAAUGAAUUGAUGAUAUUCAUCUUUGCAGGGUCAGUUUUAGUCUUCACUAUUACCACAGUAAUAAUCUCUUACCUUUUUAUUCUUUUCACAAUUUUCAAGAUGAAGUCCAAAGAGGGAAAAGGUAAAGCCUUAUCUACGUGUGCAUCCCAUUUUCUCUCUGUCUCAAUAUUCUAUGGUUCCCUUCUUUUCAUGUAUGUUCGACCAAAUUCAGUUAAUGAUGAAGAUAAAGAUAUACCUGUUGCUAUUUUUUAUACUCUGGUGAUUCCCUUGUUAAACCCAUUUAUUUAUAGUCUAAGAAAUAAGGAAGUCAUAAAUGCUAUGAAAAAAAUUAUGAAGAAUUUAUAACUUUAUGAAACAAAUAUCAAUCAUCCUUAUGGACAACUGAUUAUAAUGUCACUAAACUUCCAAAAUCAAGGAACAGCAAGAAAGUGGGAAAAGGCCAUGACAUACAUAAUACUGAAUUACUAAAACAUGAUGAUGUAUUCAUCAAAUAAAGAUGUUCAAAAGAAGAGAGUAUGGUAAAUAUAUUUCUAAAUCUAAGCUACUAGUUUCAUUAGGAAUAAACUAAAUAAUUACAGUUGAGGUCACAACUGUGUCACAGUAUAAUCAGUUACACUAG